CACGCGCUCUCUCUUCUCCCUCCGCAUCCGCGACUCCGACGACGACGAGUCACGAGAGGGGAGGCUCGUUCUUGAUCCAUGGCGGGCUCCUCCUCCGAGCUGAUCUACCGCCGCGGCCACGACGCGCAGCCGGCCGCGGGUGACGUUGACGGCUGCGGCGUGAUGGCCGCCGCCGGGUACUCAUCAUCGGCCAAGCCGCCGCACAAGCCACCACUCGGCCCGCUGCGGUAUCUGCUCGCCGAGCAGCGGCUGGUGUUCGCGCUCGUCGGCAUGGCCAUCGCGUCGCUGGUCUUCCUCCUGGCGGCUCCGUCGUCGGGGAACGGAGGCCGCCACGAGGUGAUGAACGGCGGCGCGGCGCGGCUGGCGGCGGCGGGGCUGGCGGUGCGGCAGUACUCCGGCGUGGCGGCGGCGGCGGCGGGGGCGCGCGUGCCGCUGGGGCUGAAGAAGAAGGGGCUCCGCGUGGUGGUGACGGGGGGAGCCGGGUUCGUGGGGAGCCACCUGGUGGACCGGCUGCUGGCGCGCGGCGACAGCGUGAUGGUGGUGGACAACCUGUUCACGGGGAGGAAGGAGAACGUGCUGCACCACGCCGGCAACCCGAACUUCGAGAUGAUCCGGCACGACGUCGUGGAGCCGAUCCUCCUGGAGGUGGACCAGAUCUACCACCUGGCGUGCCCGGCGUCCCCCGUGCACUACAAGCACAACCCCGUCAAGACCAUCAAGACCAACGUCGUCGGCACCCUCAACAUGCUCGGCCUCGCCAAGCGCGUCGGCGCCCGCUUCCUCCUCACCAGCACCAGCGAGGUCUACGGCGACCCGCUCCAGCACCCCCAGGUCGAGACCUACUGGGGCAACGUCAACCCCAUCGGGGUGAGAAGCUGCUACGACGAGGGGAAGAGGACGGCGGAGACACUGACCAUGGACUACCACCGUGGCGCCAACCUCGAGGUGAGGAUUGCUCGGAUCUUCAACACCUACGGCCCCCGUAUGUGCAUCGACGAUGGCCGGGUCGUCAGCAACUUUGUCGCCCAGGCACUGAGGAAGGAGCCCUUGACGGUGUACGGCGACGGUAAGCAGACGAGGAGCUUCCAGUACGUCUCCGAUCUGGUGGAGGGGUUGAUGAAGCUGAUGGAAGGGGAGCACGUAGGGCCAUUCAACCUGGGAAACCCAGGGGAGUUCACAAUGCUGGAGCUUGCCAAGGUGGUGCAGGACACCAUCGACCCAAACGCGCGGAUCGAGUUCAGGCCGAACACCGCCGACGACCCGCACAAGCGGAAGCCGGACAUCAGCCGCGCCAAGGAGCUCCUCGGCUGGGAGCCCAAGAUCCCCCUCCACAAGGGCCUCCCGCUCAUGGUCCAGGACUUCCGCGACCGCAUCUUCGGCGACCACAAGCCCCACUCCGUCGCCGGCGACAACUGAAUCUGAAUCUGAACUCGAUCGAUCUUAUCUCACCGGCAUUUUCUGUAGAAGUUGAUCAAGAUAUACACAGUACUACCAGCAUAGAAGAAGCAGGAGCAGCAGCUAGCAGUACUGGUGAGUGGUGACUGAUAGAUCCAUGAAUGGCUGCAUUGCAAGAAUGGGGAUGGGAUCGCGUCAGAAUCGAACCAAUACGCAAGCUCAUGUUUGUAGGAGUUGAAUAUUUUAUCUAUGCUGCGGAAUUAAGCAAGCAUGAUACAAGAUAUAUGUAGGUCGUCGCUGGAGUGGUAGCUGGGAUGCAGCACGAGAUCGCCCUGUUAUUUCUUAGUUUUGCGUUUUUACAUGUCCGAUGUUUUACUCUCUUUUUGGGGGAAUGCAUGAUAGCUGUAAGUUAUUCGUUCUGUUGUUUUACGUGCUUUCGUUAUGUGGAACUUGUCAAUCAAGGAGAAUGCAUGUGUUACUUCGUUCUGUGUUUGCGAUGA
Messenger RNA from Oryza sativa Japonica Group (Japanese rice), 1895 nucleotides. Its product is annotated as UDP-glucuronic acid decarboxylase 2. Gene Ontology annotation, biological process: D-xylose metabolic process. Lineage: Eukaryota; Viridiplantae; Streptophyta; Magnoliopsida; Poales; Poaceae. Gene Ontology annotation, molecular function: UDP-glucuronate decarboxylase activity; NAD+ binding. Gene Ontology annotation, cellular component: cytoplasm. The record is from RefSeq and is a predicted model, not a curated record.